AUGGGAGCACUCGAAUUCAUCUGCGACUUGAAGUUUCACAGGAGUUUUGUGCUGCCACCAAAUCCUGAGGCUGGCAGACAGCGGCCCUACCGCACAACUUAUGCAGACUUUGGGGACGUUAACAGCAGCGCGGUUGUCCUAUUCUGCGGUGCGCUCUUUGGUCCCCGCUUGUGCUAUGCUCCUCUAGAUCAAUUGGCGAAGAGACACCAUGUCAGAAUCAUUCAUCCAGACCGACCCGGCGUAGGCGGCAGCGAAGCGGUAGAGCCCGAGAAGCGCAUACAGACCUGGCUUGAAAUGGUGCCCCAACUUUUGGCACAUCUCAACGUCUCUCAUGUGUCGGUCGCCAGUCACAGUGGAGGCGACAUCUACCUCAUGAAUCUUAUCCUCACGUAUCCGCAUCUGCUACAUCCAGAGCAUCCUUAUGUUUGUUUCUUCGCCCCAUGGGUCCACUACUCGCAUUCGAGGAUGACCAACUUGCUGGCCACCGAGUUACUUCCCGCGUCAAUGAUAGGGAAAUUUGGAGCGGUCGGCAGGUUCGUUAACCAGAACAUCAUUCCGUUAGUAGGCUUGAGCGGCGGGUUCGUUCACGGCAUUUCCGAUCCUUUGAUGCAUUCCAAUGCUGCUCCGGCCCCUAUAGCACCUGCUGGCUCCGGCUCUGAUAGAUCGUCAAACAGCUUCGAUAUGGACUCUGAAGAUAUCAGACUGGACGAUCCCCAGGUUGUCGACGAAGUUCGAACGCAUAUUAUGAAGUUCUUGUAUGCUGAGUCUGUGGACGGCGUCUCUCAUGAUGCCCAAUUGUUUCUCAAACGCUCUGCUCCGUGGAACGCCUCUGGUAUCGACUGGAAUGACUUUGACGAUGCCGUGGAGCUCCUGUCGAGACACAUUAGCGAGGAUAAUGGAGGCAAUAGAGUGUGGACCAUUGACUGUUUCCAUGCCGAAGAAGACCAGAUGGUUGGUGAGAAAGGAAAGAAGUGGUUCAGUAGCAUCUGGGUGCCUAGCACAGGCUACAAGUAUCGAGGUGAGGACGUCAAAGGCACAGAGCACAACUUCUUGAUGGACCCAGCAUUUGGCGCCAGCGAUGUAUGGCUCCAACGGGUCAGUGAGACAUGGAAGGCUCCAGAGGAUGAAAGCAACUCCUAA
This is a messenger RNA of Exserohilum turcica Et28A, 1140 nucleotides long. RefSeq lists its product as uncharacterized. NCBI's taxonomy places the organism in Eukaryota, Fungi, Ascomycota, Dothideomycetes, Pleosporales, Pleosporaceae. The record is from RefSeq and is a predicted model, not a curated record. The transcript has 2 exons. The coding region runs from base 1 to 1140 and encodes 379 amino acids.